GUGGUGCUGCCAUCUGCGGGGCCAGAGCACCUCCCAUGCACCUUAGGGGAGGCAGCAGGCACGGCAGAAUAAGGACACAAUGCAGCCCUGUGGGAGGACACGGAGAUGCUCACGGUACCACCUGGUCUUCCUAGUCUCAAAGGGGUUUUGCUUUUCAGCCUGGACAACAAAGAAGAUGGUCCUCUGUUUGGCUCUGGGGCUCUUGAUGAUGGGGAUCUACCCUGCUAUCCUCUGUCAACAAGAUGGCACAAUGGAGAGUAACGCUGAAUUUCAGGAAGACCAAAUCAAUGGGACGCGAGUGGACAGUCUAACACUGGCCUACACCAACACUGACUUUGCCUUCUGUCUCUACAAGAAGCUGGCUUUGAAAAACAGGGAUAAAAACAUCUUCUUCUCCCCAUUCAGCAUCUCAGCUGCCUUGGCCUUCCUGUCCCUGGGAGCAAGCAACAACACCCGGGAAGAGAUUCUAGAAGGUCUCAAGUUCAAUCUCACAGAGACCCCUGAGGCAGACAUCCACCGGGGAUUUGGGCACCUCCUCCACAUGCUCAGACAGCCAAAUGACCAGGUGCAGAUCAGUACAGGCAAUGCCAUUUUUGUUAAAAGGCACCUGCGGAUCCUGGCAGAGUUCAAGGAGAAGGCAAGGGCGCUCUACCAGGCUGAGGCCUCCAUGAUAGACUUCCAGCUGCCUCAUAAGGCCGUAAAGCACAUCAAUGAAUAUGUGAGGAAACAGACCCAGGGGAAGAUCAAGGACCUGAUCUCAGGUCUGAAUGAGGAUGCAGGAAUGGUACUGGUGAACUACAUCUACUUCAAAGGAAAAUGGAAGUUUCCCUUUGACCCUCGUGACACAUACGAAUCUGAGUUUCACUUGGAUAAGGACAGAUCUGUGAAGGUGCCCAUGAUGAACAUUGAGGACCUGAGCACCCCCUACUUCCGGGAUGAGGAGCUGUCCUGCACUGUGGUGGAGUUGAAGUACACAGGCAAUGCCAGCGCCCUGUUCAUCCUCCCUGACCAGGGCAGGAUGCAGCAGGUGGAAGCCAGCCUGCAGCCAGAGACCCUGAGGAAGUGGAGGUACUCUCUGAGGCCCAGGAUGAUCGACAAGCUCUCCCUGCCCAAGUUCUCCAUCUCCACUGACUACAGCCUGGAGAGAAUUCUUCCACAGCUGGGCAUCAGGGAAGUCUUCUCCACACAAGCUGACCUGUCUGGGAUCACAGGGGCCAAGGACCUCAGAGUCUCUCAGGUGGUCCACAAGGCUGUGCUGGACGUGGCUGAGACAGGCACAAAAGCAGCGGCUGCUACGGGAAUGAUGAUGACGGGAUUUUCUGUAAUAAGGAAUACUUUGAAUUUCAACAGGCCAUUCCUGAUGAUUAUCUCUGACACAAAUACUCAGUCUUCACUCUUUAUGGCCAAAGUCACAAAUCCCAAGGGAAAUUAGAACUUCCUAAGUGGUGAGGGUUUCUCCUGGGAGCCAGGAUUAAGUCUAUUUGGGUCUUUAUGUGUAUGUUGGCUCUCCCAUGCUCUGAUUUUCUGUACCAUGUCUGGCUUGAACAGGACAGUGACUGUGUAUCUAGAUCAUGCACAGGGACCUGUGGACAGUCUGAGACCAGUAUGUAUGCACAGUUCCUGCCUCAAACUUUUCCUCACCCAAGCUCUGCCCCUCAGUGUCCCUUCAGCCGCUCCUGGGCCUGCCCACAUCUGGCACUGUUGUGGAGAACCUAUUCCUGCUUCUGCAUGGAGACGAUUGGUCAGCUCAGUUCCUUUCCCCUACUCAACCUACUUGGGGCAGAGGAGCCUUUUCCUAGGUUCCCCACUGGCCAACAUCACGCAAUAGAUGGACACCUCCCUUUCCUUACCCCAAAUACAGGGCUUUCACAAAUUCAAUAAACGUAUAACUGCA
Myodes glareolus (Bank vole) is the source of this 1894-nucleotide messenger RNA. Lineage: Eukaryota; Metazoa; Chordata; Mammalia; Rodentia; Cricetidae. The record is from RefSeq and is a predicted model, not a curated record.